This is a messenger RNA of Salvelinus fontinalis (brook trout), 4305 nucleotides long. Its product is annotated as CD209 antigen-like protein A. Bases 362 to 1006 code for a protein of 214 amino acids. The transcript has a single exon. NCBI's taxonomy places the organism in Eukaryota, Metazoa, Chordata, Actinopteri, Salmoniformes, Salmonidae. The record is from RefSeq and is a predicted model, not a curated record. Gene Ontology annotation, molecular function: D-mannose binding; fucose binding. Gene Ontology annotation, biological process: biological process involved in interspecies interaction between organisms. Gene Ontology annotation, cellular component: external side of plasma membrane.
CACGCGUUGGGUGGAGCUGUAGUUAAUAAGAAAGAGGCGGGGUUGUGAAAAUCAACCCUUUGACUAGCUAGCUGACAUCUAAUACAAUGACCACUGACAAGGCCUUACAGAAAAUGAACCCUUUAUGUGGCAACGUUGUCUUUUGAUGCUUCUUGUCUUGAGACACAUAUGAACGUGCUUAACAUUGUUAAGAGGAACUUGGUCACAGUGUGGAUAUCUAAAAAUUAAAAAAAACGAUUGUGAUGUAAUGUCCUUUCCAUCAACUUCCUGUUCGUGUUACGAAAUAAGCAGUGAAGAAGGGAUGUGAUGUUGAGUUUGGGCCUCACAGACUUGAUUGAAAAACGAACCAAGUUGGAACAUUAUGGAGAGCUUCAUUGAGGAUUCAUCUGUGGAUCAAGCUCCUACACAUGCGUAUGAAAAUGUGACAGCCGACCAGGACAACGGAGACAGCUCAGGAUCAGCUCAGCACUCAAGGAGAAGAGUCUACAGAUUAGUUGCCGUGGGUUUUGGGUUGCUGUGUGUCCUACAAGUCAUUCUUAACGUCUCCCUGCGUUUAGUCGACAACCUGAGCGAAGGGAGAAACCAGUUGGUAUGUGAGAAAGACGUCCGUAACAUAUGUCCCCAAGACUGGAUAAUACAGUCCAGAUGCAGUUGUUAUUUCAUCUCCCUUGACACUAAAAACUGGACCGAGAGCAGACAGGACUGUCUGGACAGAGGAGCAGACCUGGUGAUCAUAAACAGCAGAGAGGAACAAGUUUUCAUCAAAACAUUGGGCCACAGAACCUGGAUCGGUCUGACUGACCGAGAAGUUGAGGGAACCUGGAGAUGGGUGGACGGGAACCCACUGACCGCAAGUUACUGGACUAGAACCGAAGAACCGAAUGGAGGAGCUGAAGAGAACUGUGCUGAGAUUAUCGGCAUUCACAAUGACCCGGUAUUGGCCUGGAACGAUCAAUCAUGUUACUCUGAACAGCGUUGGAUCUGUGAAAGGUCGUUGGUUCUGUGAGAGGUUGUUGGUUCUGUGAGAGAUUGUUGGUUCUGUGAGAGAUUGUUGGAUAUGUGAAAGGUCGUUGGUUCUGUGAGAGGUCGUUGGUUCUGUGAGAGGUUGUUGGUUCUGUGAGAGAUUGUUGGUUCUGUGAGAGAUUGUUGGAUCUGUGAGAGGUCGUUGGUUCUGUGAGAGAUUGUUGGAUCUGUGAGAGAUUGUUGGAUCUGUGAAAGGCCAUUGGUUCUGUGAGAGAUUGUUGGAUCUGUGAGAGAUUGUUGGUUCUGUGAGAGAUUGUUGGUUCUGUGAGAGAUUGUUGGAUCUGUGAGAGAUUGUUGGAUCUGUGAGAGAUUGUUGGAUCUGUGAGAGAUUGUUGGAUCUGUGAGAGGUCGUUGGAUCUGUGAGAGGUCGUUGGUUCUGUGAGAGGUCGUUGGUUCUGUGAGAGAUCGUUGGUUCUGUGAGAGGUAGUUGGUUCUGUGAGAGAUUGCUGGUUCUGUGAGAGGUAGUUGGAUCUGUGAGAGAUCGUUGGUUCUGUGAGAGGUCGUUGGUUCUGUGAGAUUCAGCCCUAACAUGUCCCUAACACCUACAAUAGUAUCCACAUCCCAACCACCAAACAACAUUAUCUUAAGCAAUUAAUUUUCCGACAAUUAAUUUAGGGAAAAGCAGGUUCCGCAUUUAUAAAAGUAUUGCAAUUGUUUUCUCUCUCGUUUGUCUCCUUCUCACAGUUCCAUCGCUUUGUUCCUCCCCCCCCUAUGCUCAUGUAACACGUGUUGAAUUUCAUGUUGCAUAAUGACCCAGAAUCUGAAUAGUUCCAUGAAAAUCAUAAUCAAUCCUAUAUGUUAAAACACUUCUCAGAAGUUUAUAUGUUCACUGGAUAGUGUUUUCUAAUGGUCUCCCAACAUUAUAUUGUGAUAUGUAUGCAUUUCAGUCAUUUAUGAACUUAUCUGUUGAUUUGUGAACACUGUACUGUACAUUUUACUCAGGGGCCACAGCUUUCACUGGGGACAGGGGGGGGGGGGGACAUGUCCCCCCACCCAGUUUUAUUAUUGGAAUGUGAUAUAAAACGAGGCAGCGGUGUGCUUUAGGACCAUGCAGAUGCCUCCGAGCGGUCGGGUUGGCUGUUUGGAGUGUUUAUCCAACUGAAUAAAACAAUUUAAAACAUUUCUUUUUUUUAAAGUUAUGCCCCUCCCACUUCUAAAACCAAAGUUGCGCUCCCCUGAUUUUACUACACGUCGUCAUUGGGCUAGCACGGCUAUUCAUGCCCCCCUUUCGUUGUUCAUUUGUACUUUACAGAGGAUGUAUUGCAUUAGGGCAGCACAACAUUUGUUUUUGGAAGUUGUCAUUGUCAUUAUCAGCUAUGUCAUGUGUUUUUGUUAAGAUAUUUUGACAAUAUUUUACUGUUCCGCAAGAGCACAUCAUGUACUGUAAUGUGGCUGUAAUUACGAACGUUGUCUGGCUGAGGCCUAUAGGCUACUGGAUAUUUACAUUUAAAACUGUAUAUUUCAUUUGUAAUUACAUUUUUAUGUCAAACAACAUUAUUGUUUAUUGGAGUGUCGAGAACAAGUUGUACUGAUGUAGAUACAGUGGUGGAUUAGAACAAACAAUCCAACCAUCUAGAUACAGUGGUGGAUUAGAACAAACUACCCAACCAUCUAGAUACAGUGGUGGAUUAGAACAAACGACCCAACCAUCUAGAUACAGUGGUGGAUUAGAACAAACGACCCAACCAUCUAGAUACAGUGGUGGAUUAGAACAAACUACCCAACCAUCUAGAUACAGUGAUGGAUUAGAACAAACAACCCAACCAUCUAGAUACAGUGGUGGAUUAGAACAAACUACCCAACCAUCUAGAUACAGUGAUGGAUUAGAACAAACAACCCAACCAUCUAGAUACAGUGGUGGAUUAGAACAAACGACCCAACCAUCUAGAUACAGUGGUGGAUUAGAACAAACAACCCAACCAUCUAGAUACAGUGGUGGAUUAGAACAAACGACCCAACCAUCUAGAUACAGUGAUGGAUUAGAACAAACAACCCAACCAUCUAGAUACAGUGGUGGAUUAGAACAAACUACCCAACCAUCUAGAUACAGUGAUGGAUUAGAACAAACAACCCAACCAUCUAGAUACAGUGGUGGAUUAGAACAAACGACCCAACCAUCUAGAUACAGUGGUGGAUUAGAACAAACGACCCAACCAUCUAGAUACAGUGGUGGAUUAGAACAAACGACCCAACCAUCUAGAUACAGUGGUGGAUUAGAACAAACAACCCAACCAUCUAGAUACAGUGGUGGAUUAGAACAAACGACCCAACCAUCUAGAUACAGUGGUGGAUUAGAACAAACAAUCCAACCAUCUAGAUACAGUGGUGGAUUAGAACAAACGACCCAACCAUCUAGAUACAGUGGUGGAUUAGAACAAACUACCCAACCAUCUAGAUACAGUGGUGGAUUAGAACAAACGACCCAACCAUCUAGAUACAGUGGUGGAUUAGAACAAACAACCCAACCAUCUAGAUACAGUGGUGGAUUAGAACAAACGACCCAACCAUCUAGAUACAGUGAUGGAUUAGAACAAACAACCCAACCAUCUAGAUACAGUGGUGGAUUAGAACAAACUACCCAACCAUCUAGAUACAGUGAUGGAUUAGAACAAACAACCCAACCAUCUAGAUACAGUGGUGGAUUAGAACAAACGACCCAACCAUCUAGAUACAGUGGUGGAUUAGAACAAACAACCCAACCAUCUAGAUACAGUGGUGGAUUAGAACAAACGACCCAACCAUCUAGAUACAGUGAUGGAUUAGAACAAACAAUCCAACCAUCUAGAUACAGUGGUGGAUUAGAACAAACAACCCAACCAUCUAGAUACAGUGAUGGAUUAGAACAAACAACCCAACCAUCUAGAUACAGUGAUGGAUUAGAACAAACAACCCAACCAUCUAGAUACAGUGGUGGAUUAGAACAAACAACCCAACCAUCUAGAUACAGUGAUGGAUUAGAACAAACAACCCAACCAUCUAGAUACAGUGGUGGAUUAGAACAAACAACCCAACCAUCUAGAUACAGUGAUGGAUUAGAACAAACAACCCAACCAUCUAGAUACAGUGGUGGAUUAGAACAAACAACCCAACCAUCUAGAUACAGUGGUGACGGCAUAUUAUAUUAUUAUUGUAUUAUUACGCUUGUGUCUGUUUUUUUUUUAAAUCAACGUAUCCCUUUCCAGUUUAAAUUUCUCUUUGGACAAAGUGAAGUGUGUGGCUUUUCACUUUUUCCAACUUUUGUACUCGCUUGCAACUUGAAUAAAAAACACGCUUACAAAUGAA